Messenger RNA from Lytechinus pictus (painted urchin), 6186 nucleotides. Its product is annotated as WD repeat-containing protein 64-like. Bases 432 to 3971 code for a protein of 1179 amino acids. The transcript is spliced from 25 exons. The record is from RefSeq and is a predicted model, not a curated record. Gene Ontology annotation, molecular function: protein binding. Lineage: Eukaryota; Metazoa; Echinodermata; Echinoidea; Temnopleuroida; Toxopneustidae.
GACUACACGCUAAGGUCGUAUGUAGGUCGGUCUCUCUGCGAUCAGUAGUGCAGACGAUAAGUGAGCAAAUUCUACCAUAAUCGAUAGAUACAGCGCGAGAGAUAUAGAAAAGCAAGGAGGCGAAAGCUAGACAUAAUUGCUGCUUUCUCAUUUCGAGACCACGGUUUGAAAGAGUAAUUUCUUUGAAAAAGGUGAAAACUACCCAUCAUUCUGCGUUGCAAGUAUUUAUAUAUUGUGAAUGCUAAGUUAAUUUCAAAGGACAAAACUUUUUGACGUUUUGCAACUAAAUCAAGGCCGUCGUCGAGUUGAGACUUUACACUAGUUUGACUACUCCGAAUAGCCACCGGAACCAAUGUUAAUUUCUGAAAUAUACAUUAUUUCAUCAUGUUCGAUGACUGGAUGAUUAUUUAACCUGACGGAACUAAGGAGUCAUGACAUCCAAGGCGCCUGAGAAAGCAUCUGGUGGUCUCCCGAGACCAUAUACCACGAAUACUUUUCGACAAAAGUUGGAGCAAUUUGAAGAACUAAUUGCCCGUCUCACCCAGCAGGACAGCGAGGCAAGCGCGGAGGAGCGUCGGCAGGCAAUCAAUGAAAACCUGAGGUUUGACACGUUCUGUGAUUCGAUCCAAGCUUUAUUUGGACCAGACAUCCGAAGCAGCGAUCUGAAAUCAAUUUUCAGAAAAAUCAGCAACAAUCCAGAUGCUAAGGUUGAUUGGAGUGAGAUUUUUGGAUACUUUCAUUCUACGACUGAUGAACCUGAGCCGAUGCUAAAUGAAGACAUCAGUGUUUUUACUGUCUCAAAGAAACAAAGAGUUGGAGAGGCUGCAGGUGACAAGAAGAGAAGAGAUGUGAUUCAUGCUGCAACAAGUGUACCUCAGGUAGAUGUGUAUCUAGCAGCAUCUCAGAAAGGGGUUAUAUCAGUAUGGAACUGUAAGACACUGAGAUUACAAGCAUGCUGUGAUGUUAAUGAGACGUGCUGGGUGACAGGAGUAGACUAUUUGCCAAGUUUGCGUAGGAUUGCUUGCUGUACAGAACGUAGCAUUUGUGUUUGGGAUCAUAGAGCUAAAGGAAAGAACCAGAGUAUCUUUUGCAUCAAGCCCACUGACAACUCUGUCCAAUGUCUUGCCUGGGUUCCUCAUGCCCAAAACCUUCAUGAGGAUAGUUUAGUGUUUGGUGAUGAUCAGGGUUCUAUUAGUCUACUUACAAUAGCUGCUAAAGAUCUCAAUACUAAGCAUGCUAAGGUAGAUAAACGCAAUCAGAAUCUCAUCAUUGAACCAGCUACUCUCACAUAUCCGAUUGUGAAAAGAAAGUUCCAUGACAACUGGGUGCUGAAGAUCAAAUACUUUCCUGAGUUAAGAUGUUUCGCAUCCUGUUCACCAAGUAGUAAUACUUCAUUUGUUCUUGAGUCAGUUGAUAGAAUCACUGAUAAUCAACCAUUCAAGUCCAUUAGUAUCCCUAAGGGAGUCAACUCAUUUGCCUUCUGUUCAAGAGCCAACAUCAUAGCAACUGGAGGCAAUGAUAAGAUUGUCCGUAUCUGGCAUCCACAUAUCUUCUCAAGACCUACGGGCAAGAUGAUUGGUCAUCUCUUUACUAUCAUUGAUGUAGCAGUCAAUGAGAAGGACCAACAUGUCAUUAGUUUAUCAACAGCUAGGGUAUUCAGAAUAUGGGAUAUUCACACGCUGACAAGCUUACAGGUGUUUACUGAUAAUGAAGACAGGCCGGGUGAAAAGAGGAUUCAUUGUAUGGUAUUUGAUGAGAAACAUGAGAGACUCAUGACAGGGUCUAGUGUGUUGGAUGUAUGGCCUUUAACAAGAACAGUACAGGAUACUAUGCAGGUACCUCAUACUCAUGAUAGACCAAUCAGUCAUGUACUAUGUAAUGAUGAACUCAAUCAGGUGGUCUCUGUUUGUACGGAAUCUGUUAUCAAGGUUUGGGAACUAGAAUCUGGUAAAGCUGUUUAUCAUGUGACUGGGUCACAUGGUCCAAAUACAGAGGUCACUGCCCUUGCCAUUGAUACAACUGGAUAUAGACUGGCAUCUGGUGCAAUAGAUGGUUCAAUCAGAGUAUGGGACUUUGGAAGUGGUCAAGAAAUUCGUUCCUGGGUCUACUGGUCAGAGAAUGAGAAAGAAGAGGAUGUAUCUAUUGCUUCAAUGCUUUACUGUGAAGUACAAAAGUUUGAUGACCCAAAGCCACAUCGAUGCUUAGCUGUGUUGGGUUGGAAUAACAAACUCAAACUUUUAGAGGACCCUGCUGAUCAUGGUGACUUGGUCCUGUUUGCUGAGUUCUCAGGCUACACCCAGCUACCUGACAGUCUAGUCUUACCAACUAGUCCUAAUCCUAGCAGUGGAAGUAGCAGUGCUAGGGGUGGUGGAAGUGUGAGUCCCUUCAACAAGUCAGCUCCACUUCCAUCCAUUGGUCAAAGUGUUGCACAGGUCACAAAUAUGGCUCGGGAGGAUGACAUUCUUCAGUAUUAUGAUAUGACUUGUACAGCCUUCAUGAAUCCAGAUGUACUCGCUACAGGAUGUUCUAAUGGUAACAUUCUUCUAUGGGAUGUGUCAAGAGGUGCUGUUGAUAAUAUAUUUGAGAUGCCACCACUUGCUCCUGGACCAGAAGAUGAGAAUAGAUUGAAGAGUCCUAAUCCUCACAAGGUCUAUAUGAUGAUGUUUCUUAUUCAUAGAACAAGACGACCAGAUCCUGCUUAUAUCAAGAAACUAACAGUAAGACAGGAAGGACCAUCAACUCCUGGAACUGAUUUAGAAGGGAUCAAGGAAGGUGAUGAAGACUCAGAUGCUUCUUCAUUUACUCAGAAAGAAAAGGUUGAAGAUGAGGAAGGGAUGGAGGAAGAUACAAAGAGCCCAAGGGAUGGAGAAACUGAAGACAUGGAUACUGCUAUCCAAGAUGGAGAUAAGGAAGAAGAAAAGAUGGAAGAUGAUGAGAUGGAGAGGUUAGGUUCCAAGCCAGAGAGUGAGCAGGAUCCUAAUGCUAAGAUGUUGGUCACCGAGUAUGAUCCUAUUCUUGUCUCGGUUCAUGCAGAUUCUUUCAUUAGAUUCUGGACUAUGGAGGGAGAGGUUGUGAGGAUGUUGAGUCCUAUGACUAAGAGACAAGGUUCAGCUGUAACAUCAAUCUGUUCAGAUGAAGAUUGUAAUAUGAUCAUUACUGGAGAUAUGAAGGGUUACAUAACAAUGUGGAAUGUUGCUGCACUCUUGGAGGACCCCCUAACAGAUGAUCAUGGAGCAGUACAGCAGCUGAUAAGUUGGAGAGCUCACCUUAGUAAGAUUGUUAGUCUGAUCUAUGUAGAUAGGAUGAAGAUUAUCAUAUCAGGAUCAACAGAUGGUUCAGUCAGGGUUUGGUAUGGUGAUGCACCCCAGAGAAGUCACUUCAUGGGAUUCUUUGGUCAACAUAGACCAUGGAACUACCCCAGUGCUGAAAGCUCAAGUGAACCUGUAUUACCCUAUGAUAUAGCUGAGAGACCCCUCCUGCCACCAAAGAGGGAGAAUGAGAAGAAGAAACAGAAUACUCAGAGCUAUGAGUAUCCCCUCAUCUUUGAUAGUGACAAAUGGAAGCCAUUCCGUCGUUCAGCUUAUCAACAGACCAGAAACAAGAAGAUGGAGCCUGAAGAUAAGAAGUUCUUUGAAGCGCUUCAGAAGCCUCACUUCUACAAUGAUCAUCUGAAGAGUUUCAAGACAGGAGAAAUGAGUCUUGGAGCAGUGUUCAGAGCCCUACCAGUCUAUAGAGUGAGUACACCUGAGAGAUUAGAAACACCAGCUAUGGAGUACAGUAAAUCAGCUUUAGCCAAUGAUUCCUAUCUAUAUGGACCACCUCCACCUAGGAACAACAGGGCUCCUUCACCUAAUAAAGAAGUCUCAACAAAGCCAAGCAAAGGUCAGAGUCAGAAGAAAGGUACAGUUUCGCCGAUAAGAUCACCUCUUCCAUCACCACGGCGACGAACAACAGACAAAACUCCAAGAUGAUGCAGCAUAAUUCUUCCAUGCCAAUCGGCUAUGAAUGUCAACCUUAAUCUAUAAACAUUCAUGCAUUUAUAUAAGAGGAAUGCACAAGAGAAUUGAUGAUGCAUUAAUUAGUGAAUGUAUCUAGUAUCAUCUGUGAUGGUUUAUCAGUGUUAUCAUCUUCCUCCUACCUGUUAUCUCCUCCCGUUUGAAUCUUCUUGAAUCCAUUGGACCUCUUGCCCAUAUAUGACAGUAUUAGUGUAUGUAGAUAUGCAUUUCAUCUUCCAUCACCAUCAUCUAUCCAAAUACUUUGCGCCUUGUGCAUCCUUCUACUUCAGAGUAUAACUCCUUUCUUCAUCAUUAAGUCUUUGCUUUUCCUUAUGCUCUCAUAUUGUAUUUCAUAAUGCCAUAUACCAACAUCUCCAUCUCCCCCAACACAAAUAUAUACAUUUAAAAGACCUUUUCAGUUUGCUUUAACACACACAUUUCUCCCUCUUUCACUUGUCAGUAAACUUCCUUUCACUCUUUAAUCAUUUUUCUAACCUGGAGGUUAUAUGUUGUAGAGACUAGAGAGAAAAAACACCAUCUAAUUCUAUUUUGCUUACUAUAAUUGACAGUGACGUUUGUAGAUAACAAAUACUAGUUUUUGUGACAUAAGUUAUAGGCAUUUUGGAUGGAAUUGUGGCAUACAUAAUUAAGAUAAACUGUUGAAAGAUGUUUCUUCAUCAUUGUUAAGUUAUAUAUCUGUCAAAUAUUGUUUUUAUUGAUAUGUUGACAAAUCAGAAUGCUAUUGCAUGAUUUAGUAAAUUUCAUAAUUAUUUCAAACUGAGAUAUGUAUUUAAUGACAUGAUGUAAGUUCACAACCCCUCGGAAGCCAUUCCUAUGCAAAGUUGGUCAUGUGAUAUUCUUCUAUUAUUUUGACAGCUUGACCUUUUUUUUUUGCAUUGUAAAAAUGUUACUGGUAUCAAUUCUGAUUAUAUUCUUGUAUAUUUUGAAAAGAUAUGGUUGAUUGACCUUUAUUUAUCAUUGGACCAAACUAUGCAAUGAUAUAUCAAGUUAGAAUUGAUGAUUGUGUGAAUCAUAGUAUUUAUUUGAUAUAUAGUACUGUAUAUUUUAUCUUUUAAAUGAUGAUCAAGGGUGAUCAAAUUACCAAAGAAUAGUAUUCAACCUUGUUACUUAAAUUAAGUAUUCUUUUUCAUCUGUCUUUUUUUAUACUCUAGCACUUCAGUUGUGUAUAGAUCUGUCCAUAUCUUUUUAUAAUGAUUUGAAAGCAGCUUAUAUUGGAUUUUCUAGCAAUUAUAUUAUAUCCGUCCCAUCUUCUAGUAAAUUCUCAACAAUUAAGUCAUUUAUAGAAAAGCUAUAUCAGUUAUGUGUGUAUUGAAUAUAUAAAUAUGUAAAUAAAGAUCUUGACCUAUAUUUUCUCUCUUGAAUUCACCUUGAAAAUAUGGUGUAUUACACUCUUUAUACAUACAUGUAUUUAUAGAUUAUUCUAAUUUGAAUUUGGGAGUGUUUUGUAAAUGUGGGCGUGACAUCUCAACUCAUUUGAAGUGAAGUUUAUUUGCUUUGGUGGUUGCAUAUUAACAUGCACAAAGUGCAACUCAUUUAUCAAAAGAUCGUUUAUGGGUUUUGAUUCUAGUACUUAUUAAUGAAGUAAGAUGAGACAUGCUUGUGUUUGAACAUCAAAUUCUAAAAGUAUGAACUGAGAAAUUAUCUCAAGGUAUUUAUUUCAAAAUCAAGUCAGGAUUUUGUUUUCAAUUUGCUUUUUGCAACAUUAACAGAUGUUAUCUUUUCAAUUUAUGUUACCUGUCAAUUUGUUUGAGUAUAGAAUUUUGUUUCACCUUUUACAAAUGCUACCCUGGUAUUCUUUAAAACAUUAACAGUGAAAUAAGGAAAAUCCAGGCAAAUGUAUAAUAUGCCUGGCCAUUACACCAAAAUAUUUCACUAUACAGAGCUUGAGAGGUAUAAAUUUCACAUAUCCAAAUUAUUUCAAAAAUAUUUUCUUCAAUAAUUUGUUGUUUUUAGCUCAGAUUUCUAAUUGACUAUAUUUUGUUCAGCUCAUCUGCUACACUUUUUUUUUUUAUCUUCAAACUUGCAUACAUGUAUAUGGUGAUGUAUUAAUUGGCUGGUCUGAAUAUAUUCAUAGAGGGCAUCAUACGAAUUGAUUCGCUUUUAUUUUCCUGAAAUAUUUAUCAAGUUUGAGUGUUUGCAGGGUGGAAUAAAAUAAUUCAAAUUAUUUAAA